Messenger RNA from Prunus armeniaca (apricot), 1335 nucleotides. Lineage: Eukaryota; Viridiplantae; Streptophyta; Magnoliopsida; Rosales; Rosaceae. The record is from the annotation of a GenBank genome assembly.
AUGAUGGUUGCAUGCCUUUCAUGUACUCCCGAGGUUCUCCCCAAAAGUAACCUAUUCACCAGCUCUAGGGUAACCAAAUUCGGUUCUCAGGAAGCUCUCACCUUACUCCAAAAUUGCGCCACUUUCAAACAUCUCAAGCAAAUCCAUGCUAAGAUUAUCCGGAGUGGUCUUUCUCACGAUCAAUUACUUAUCAGGAAACUCAUUCACCUUUGCUCUUCCUAUGGGAAAAUGGACUAUGCCACUCUCAUAUUCCAUCAAAUCCAAGGCCCCCUUACUUUUACUUGGAAUCUAAUGAUCAUGUCCUAUACCAUCAACGGCUGCUCACAAGAAGCCCUCCUUCUGUAUAGCCUUAUGAUACGCCAAGGAUUUCAACCCGAUAAGUUCACCUUUCCGUUUGUUAUCAAAGCUUGCAUUGCUUCUUCCGCAUUUGAGCAAGGAAAAGUGGUUCAUGGGUUAUCCAUAAAAAAUAGUUUCUCCAGAGACAUGUUUGUUCAAAAUACUUUAAUGGACUUCUACUUCAAGUGUGGAGAAAUAGAUUGUGGAUGCAGGGUGUUUGAAAAAAUGCGUGUACGAAAUGUAGUUUCAUGGACAACCAUGAUUUCGGGGCUAGUUGCUUGUGGGGAAUUGCAUGCUGCCCGAGCGGUUUUUGAGCGAAUGCCAGCUAAAAAUGUUGUUUCAUGGACAGCAAUGAUGGAUGGGUAUGUUAGAAAUCAGCAACCUGAAGAGGCUUUUGAGCUGUUCUGGAGAAUGCAGGUUGGUGGUGUUAGGCCAAACGAAUUCACGCUGGUAAGCUUGCUGAAAGCUUGUACCCAAUUGGGGAGCCUCAAAUUGGGUAGAUGGAUUCACGACUUUGCUCUUAAAAAUGGAUUUAAACUUGAUGUUUUCCUUGGGACAGCUCUUAUUGAUACGUAUAGCAAAUGUGGUAGUUUAGAGGACGCAAGGAGAGUAUUUGACGAAAUGCGAAUCAAGAGCUUGGCUACAUGGAAUGCAAUGAUUACAAGCUUGGGUGUACAUGGGUUUGGAGAGGAAGCCCUUGCCCUUUUCGCAGAGAUGGAGAAGGUGAACGUAAGGCCAGAUGCAAUCACUUUUGUAGGUGUUUUAUCUGCUUGUUUGCAUACAAAUAAUCUGGAGGCUGGUUGUAGGUAUUUCAAAUACAUGAGUAAACACUAUGGUAUUACGCCUAUUUUAGAACAUUACACUUGCAUGAUUGAACUAUAUAGCCGUGCUGAUAUGUUAGAUGAGGUAUGCAAAUUAGCGCAAUCCAUGCCUGUAAAGCAAAACAGAUAUAAAGCAGAGGACAACGACAAUCAUCUUUCACUCGUGCAGAGGAGUUAG